UAUUUUUGUGGAAUGCAGGCUAAACUCAAACAACGACAAAAAAAUUUCGUGUUCUUUCAUUUCCAUUAAGUCAGACAAUACAAAUUGUUGAAGACAGUGCUUCGACGACGCGUACUGAACUAGAUUAAAAAGUUUUGUGUAAAAAAAUUUAAAAAAAAUUUCGACCAAACGAAUGUUUCAGUAGUUUCACCUACUUAACUUAAAUGUUUUAUUAAAUUAUUCCAGUCAAGAAAAACGUAAAGUAAAUAACGAACAUUGUGCAUUGUGUGAUGGAUAAUAUUGUGGUGAACUAAUUUCUGAAAUUAUACGUUGUUUGUGUGAAAUAGGUUAAACUAUUCGAAUGUCGUUUUUGGGAACAGUGAGCUACUUAAUAUUAUGUACAUCAAGGACACUUUGAGCAAUAGAAAACAAUUUGUAUCGAAGGACAACCUUCGCAACGAACGUAGAAACGGAAUCACAGGUACAAAAUGUUCGGCACACCUAACAUGCAAUAUUACGAUCAAGCAGUGUCCAACAGUAAGAUGAAUUUGGUUGAGCGCAUAAAGGAGAAUGUGCUCAACAAUUACAAUUACAAUGGCAAAAAUUCCUUCAAAUGGACCAACAAUUUCGUUUACAACACAGCCUUGUAUUCUGGAGAAGAUCGGAAGAGUACAUUUUACACGGAUUCAAAUGCAAUCACAAAUGAUGAGAUGAUGUCCGCUGAAAAUCAAAAUCUUCGCGAAAAGCUAAAAACAACCGAGCAGAGUCUGUCCGUUCAGGUGAAGAAAUGCGAGAAUCUAAUUCUGUUCUUCACCAAUCAAAUUCAAACGCUUACCGACGAACUGGAACACGAGAAGUCAUGGCGAACGAAUCAACUGUCGAAAAUCGUUAAAGCUCUGAUGAGCUUCGAAACGAAACUGCGAAACGAUCAGAAAAUCAUUCUGAAUCAACUCUACACAAAAGACAACGAAAUAAACAGACUGGCUAGUGAGCUGGUAAUUUUGAGCGAAAAGUAUGGACUAAACUGCAAGAUCAGUGUCAGUGAGGCAGCUCAAUACUGUUUAUCAUGCCGUAAACAAUACUACAGAUCUGAAAUGGCUAAUGCGUGUACACAGAGUCGAAAGAGUCAAAUUGACGAUGAGUCAUCUACGCCUAGCGUUGACUACAUGUCAACCAGCGAAGAUGGUAAUCCUUCAUUCUUUGAGGCACGACGCAGCAAGCGAUACACCAGUAAACGCACUUCCGGGACAUUCAAAGAAUAUGCCCGCUCACGAAGUGUGAAUUUGACUGAUGCCAAUGCCACAAAAGACAGCAGUUCAUCCAUCCAACAACCAUCCGCUAUUGAAACCGAAGGAAACGUAGAACCAUUCAAAUCGAACACGUUGGGAAAGACAACGCAAUUCGAAUCCACUGAAGAUUGGUAUGCCAGUGCAAGUGACAUGGAUGAUUCCGACAAUGCUCUAUCGAAACCAUACGGAACGAAUGCUGUGAACCCCGUGCUUGAGUGUGUCAAUCAGAUUCUACUCCAACAAUCUUUUGACGGUAUGAUGGAAAAGAGCAACGAAGCACCCGACAGUUUACCGAAGGAUGUAAACCUUCGUCAGAAGCGAGUUCAUUUUUCCACUCAGAAUAGUAUGCUACAAGUUCCUCGUGACAACCAGAAUCACCAGAAUCAUCUGACUCCAUCUCGCGAGAGGGAGCAAUCGUUCAGCUAUGAGAGCGUUUAUAGCAAUGAAUAUGAACCGAUUGGAUCGGAAAAUGUGUCGUCCCACCAUUAUGUGGACAUGGAACAUAAGUCGUCCAACGAGGAAGCGCAAAAAAUUGAAAAAUCGAAGAUACCACCGGCUCUUCCACCGAAACCAGCAAACUUAAUGAAACUUAAGCAUGUACUCGGCAUGCGAAACGACAAUAAUGUACCGAUCAAACAACUGGAAAAUAAGCUGAAGCCAGACGCGGAGUCCGAGCCAGAUUACCAUACUGAGCCGGAUUACUGUUCCAUUUCAGAAGUGGACAAUAUAAAAACGGUGAAAAUUGUAGUCGACGUGCAUAAGAGUGCCGAUUCAAUAUCUGUAAGCAGUGAUACCCACACCGAGAUGACGGACGAAUCAUUUGCCGAUAUUCCGAAAUUACCGAAUGUCAAGGCAAUCAUUUCACCGAAGAAGACUAGUUCCAGUACAUUUAUAUCGCAGGACAACUACAUUACAAAGUCGCCAGCGAAACAGUUACCGAUUCAAAACCGACCACCGAAUUCGAUGAAUUUGGUGGACAUACGAAUUAAAAAACCGACUCCAAUUAAGCCCGCAACACCUAAAGCGAUGACUACGGUGGAUAUUAAAUUAACUGCUGCUCCGGCAUCUACUCCACCACACACUGCUAUUGCAAGCAAUGACCUACCGAUCCAGGCAGAAUUCGACUGGUACAAUUUGGACGCUGAAUACGGAAAAUUCACCCAAUCGACGGAAAAUGGUGCUACGAAGGAUGCCGAUAUUUUGCUGGAACUGGACUCUCAGAACGGCCAUGUCAACAACAACGUAGGAAUUGAAUACAAUUUAGACAUGGAAUUUAAUAUGGAUAAUGGGGUGGUGUCAGUGCAUGAGGAGGACGAGAGCGAAACGUUAAAUGACAAUUCAACCGAUCCCUGCAUCAGUAAGAAGAAAUCAUUUCAAACGUUUCUGGACGACACGGGACUGACUACAAAGCCGUUGCCGAGAAAGCGGAAGAUUUACUACACGGCGCCGUUUGUUUGAUACAUGAUAUACCGGUGUGUAACACGGGGGGAAGUUCUGUCCAACAAAUGGGACUUAUGUUAACUGUUUAUGGUGCUGAGAAUAUGGAACAGGAGUGACAAUUCGCUUUUGGGAUGAAUUUUUCAUGCUAGUCACAAGUAAAUUUGUGCCUCAAAAUUACGAACUGUUUCAGUUCGAGUUCAUUUUUAUUGUCUUUUCAUUGGAUGAUCGUAUGUCAUAUCCGGAUAAUAUUUCUUUAUUGAGAAAUGAGAGCAAUGUAUGUAUACGAUCGGUCAACGUAAGAUAAUAGCAAAACAAAUAUAUCAAAAUUUUAUCAUUCUUACAGCAGAUGUGCGUGCAUUGAUGGUAGAUAGUUCUAUUUAAUUUUUAAAUUUAUUUAUUUUGUGAAUUGCAUUUGUUUUCCUUCAAAUUUAUUUAUAAUGAAUGCAUCUCCAGUGACGAAUUAUCCAGUUUUUGUUUCAUU
Messenger RNA from Bradysia coprophila, 3189 nucleotides. RefSeq lists its product as uncharacterized. NCBI's taxonomy places the organism in Eukaryota, Metazoa, Arthropoda, Insecta, Diptera, Sciaridae. The record is from RefSeq and is a predicted model, not a curated record.